AUGGGAUCCCUCAACUCAAGUGGAAUUGAUGCUUAUCCCUUCCUCCCUCCAAAUUCUUCCCGAGCGAAGGAUAGUCAGUAUUCCCUGGCGACAAUAGCCGGUCUGGCGGCGCUGGUAAGCUUUCUCAUAUUGUUCACCAUUGUCGGGAACGUGCUGGUAGUGAUAGCAGUGUUAACGAGCCGGGCUCUCAAAGCCCCGCAGAACCUGUUCCUCGUCUCCCUGGCUACGGCUGACAUCCUGGUGGCCACGCUGGUCAUGCCCUUCUCGCUGGCCAACGAGCUCAUGGGAUACUGGUACUUCGGCAAAGUUUGGUGCGGCAUCUACCUCGCGCUGGACGUCUUGUUCUGCACCUCCUCCAUCGUCCACCUGUGCGCCAUCAGCCUGGACCGGUACUGGUCGGUGACGCAGGCGGUGGAGUACAACCUGAAGCGGACGCCGCGCCGCGUCAAGGGCAUCAUCGUGGUGGUGUGGCUGCUGUCGGCGGUCAUCUCGUCGCCGCCGCUCAUCUCCAUCGAGCUGCACCCCGAGCAGCAGCAGCGGGCAGUGGCGGCGGCGAUGGCGUUGGGGUCGGGGGCGCUGGCACAGCCGCAGUGCGAGCUGAACAACGACACCUGGUACAUGCUGUCGUCCAGCAUCGGCUCCUUCUUCGCGCCCUGCCUCAUCAUGGUGGCCGUGUACGUGCGCAUCUACCAGGUGGCCAAGACGCGGACGCGCGGCUCCUCGGAGAAGCGCAAGAGCGCGGCCAGCGCCGACGGCGUCACGCAGACGCAGACGGAGAACGGCUUCAGCAAGGCCACGGUGACGGUCGCGGUCGGGCAGCGGAAGAACGGCCACUGCCCGCUGUCGGCGCCACCGACGCCUGCCCGCGGCCACGCCACCACCACCGGCGCCACCACCACCACCACCGAGGACCUGGAGGCCGAGGACAGCAGCUCGUCGGAGGGCAAAGGCGGGCGUCUGGAGAGGACGUCGUCUGGGGUUGUCGGAGGAUACGGCUCGGACGGACGCACGGGCAGCCUCCUGUCGAAGCACGCCGGCCGCGCCAGCUGCAAGUCCAUGGAGCUGUUCGCCUCGCACCGCCGCCGCCGCGGCACGGCCUCGCGCAAGAAGGCCUCGCAGGCGCGCGAGAAGCGCUUCACCUUCGUGCUGGCCGUGGUCAUGGGCGUCUUCGUGCUCUGCUGGUUCCCCUUCUUCUUCACCUACAGCCUGCAGGCCGUGUGCCGCGAGGCCUGCCACAUCCCCGAGCCCCUCUUCAAGUUCUUCUUCUGGAUCGGCUACUGCAACAGCUCGCUCAACCCCGUCAUCUACACCAUCUUCAACCAGGACUUCCGCCGGGCCUUCCAGAAGAUUCUCUGUAAGUCCUGGAAGAAAUCCUUUUAA
Molecule: messenger RNA, 1380 nt
Organism: Sardina pilchardus (European sardine)
Lineage: Eukaryota; Metazoa; Chordata; Actinopteri; Clupeiformes; Clupeidae
Product: alpha-2 adrenergic receptor-like
Exons: 3
Coding region: 1-1380 (459 amino acids)
Biological process (GO): adenylate cyclase-activating adrenergic receptor signaling pathway
Cellular component (GO): plasma membrane
Molecular function (GO): alpha2-adrenergic receptor activity; epinephrine binding
Source: RefSeq, a predicted model, not a curated record